Molecule: messenger RNA, 522 nt
Organism: Durio zibethinus
Lineage: Eukaryota; Viridiplantae; Streptophyta; Magnoliopsida; Malvales; Malvaceae
Source: RefSeq, a predicted model, not a curated record
AAGGUGAAGGUGAUAGCAGCAUGCUUGUUGGCUGUGUUGGGAGGCAAUGCCAACCCUUCUGCUGAUGAUCUGAAGUACAUUCUUGGUUCUGUUGGAGCUGAAGCUGAUGAUGACAUGAUUAAGUUGCUUUUGUCCCAAGUCAAGGGAAAGGAUUUGACUGACCUUAUUGCUGCUGGAAAACAGAGAUCGGCAAUGGCAGCAGUACCUGCUGGUGGUGCUGCUGUCGCCGCUACGGCUGCAGCUGUUGGAGGUCCUGCUUCUAUUGCUGCUGCUGCUGCUGAGGCCAACAAGGAGGAGAAAAUCGUUGAAGAAUCAGAUGACGACAUGUGCUUCAGUCUAUUUGAUUGAGGAAUUAGAAUUGAUCUUUAUUUGAGGACUAAAACUCAGACUUAGUUUUAAUUUUCCGUAUCAGUAGUAGGAUAUAUAGCAUCGGCUUUGGUGAACAUAUAUACUGCAAUUACAUUUUCUUUUCAGAUAUGGAUAUGAGUUUUUUUAUGUGUUUUUUCCUUCGUGAUUUCUUAU